AUGACACAAGAUGUCACGUCAAAAGCUGUCCUUCAUCCCAAUGAUGCAGAGUCUAGAGAUACAAACUCAAAAGAUGCUUCAUUGGUCGAUCGAUUCUCAUGGGGCAAUUUCACCUGCACUCAAUCUACCGGUGGCGUAGCCCUCAUGCUAUCAAAGACACCCUAUCAAUUCCGAGGUCUGCAAACCAUUGGAGUUGUUGUAUUCAUACUCAAUAUUGUCAUAUUUAUCCUAUUUGUCUCAGCCAUGAUCUACCGAUUUGUUCGGAAGCCCUCAAGCUUUCGCGAAUCCAUCACAAAACCUCCAGAAGCCUACUUUACAGGAUCGCUGUGGCUCUCGGUAGCAACCAUCAUCAUGGGCAUGCAGGUUUUCGGUGUUCCUCAUACCGGCUCCUGGCUUAUUGAUGUUAUUCGUGUUCUCUUCUGGAUCUACGGCGCCAUUACUCUGACAUAUAAUAUCGUCAUUUUCGUCGUCAUGUUCUCCAUCGCUCCCUUCACACCUGGUAGCAUGAGCUCUCCAAUGUUCUUGAUGAUUUACAAUGCCAUGCUUACUGGUACCGUCGCCUCUGUUAUUGCAGCAGACCAACCUCCUCCACAACGAGUGCCGAUCCUUGUCGCUGGGAUCGCCUUCGAGGGACUUGGGUGGAUAUUGUGUCUUCUCUUUCUCCCUCAUUUUGUAGGCAACAUGCUUGUCAACGGUCUUGGUCCUGUCAAUCUCCGACCUGGCCUGUUUAUAUCUGUGGGCUCAGCAGGUUAUACCAUCAUAGCACUCAUCGGAUGUGCCAAAGCAAUCCCAGAUGGUUACGGAUACUUUGCGAAGCACCCAACUGCUGCCGAAACACUUAACAUCAUGGCAUUGUGGAUCGGUGUAUUUCUUUGGUUGUUUACCUUUUGGCUCUUCGCAAUCGCAGCAGUUGCGCAUGUUCCAAUCUUGGUAUCUAAACUCAGCGGCGAUACAUCUAGGCCCAAGAUGAGUUUUGCUCUGCCUUGGUGGGCGAUUGUCUUUCCGAAUGUUGGUUUUACGAUUGCCACGGUGAACAUUGGUGAAGAGUUUGAAUCAGACGGUAUAGCUGGAGUAGCCACGGCCAUGACGAUACUCGUGUUUACGGCAUGGUUGAUGGAUUUGUACUUACAUAUUAAGUCGAUAUGUCAGAAGCAUAUUAUGUAG
Molecule: messenger RNA, 1164 nt
Organism: Fusarium poae
Lineage: Eukaryota; Fungi; Ascomycota; Sordariomycetes; Hypocreales; Nectriaceae
Exons: 1
Coding region: 1-1164 (387 amino acids)
Biological process (GO): malate transmembrane transport
Cellular component (GO): membrane
Molecular function (GO): malate transmembrane transporter activity
Source: RefSeq, a predicted model, not a curated record